AUGGGCAACGGCCUCUCCCUCUCCCCGUCGUGCCUGCACCUGCCGGCGACGCCCACGGCGGUGCGGCUGGUGUACUGGGGCGGUCAGUCGAGGCAGCUGGUGGUCACGGGCGGCGGCGACAGCGACGCCGUCGUCACGGCCGGGGACGUCGCGGCGGAGCUCCCGGCUCCGGCCGCGGGCCACGCCGUGUGCCCCGCCGACGCCUUCUUCGUCGGCCUCCCGAUCCCGGCCAUGUCCCCGGGCGAGGAGCUCCUGCCGGGCCGCACCUACUUCGUGCUCCCCGCCGCGCGCCUCCCCUGCCUCAAGGCGCUCACGCCCGCCACGCUCGCCGCGCUGUCGUACGGCGACGGCAGCAAUAAUGGCAACGUCAAGAGGAAGCAGACCCUCUUUGCGGUCGCGGGGUGCCCGUUCGAGCACGUCAAGGGCGCCAACGGUGGCGCCCCGCUCAUCAGGGUCCUCCCGGAGUUCAUCGAGAAGCUCAUCACCUGCGACGCCGGUGGCCGCGGCGCGAACGCGAACGCGAACGCGAAGGACAAGGCCAAGGACGCGGAGCUGUGCAGCACGCCCGAGCUGAAGCGGCAUUACGCGCAGCUCGUCGGGACCGGCAGGAGCCGCCCGUGGUCGCCCAGGCUGGAGACCAUCUCCGAGCGCGAUAGGAGCCGGUGGAUGAGGUCGGCGGCGAGGACCAUGCUGUCCUCGCGGUAG
Miscanthus lutarioriparius is the source of this 705-nucleotide messenger RNA. Lineage: Eukaryota; Viridiplantae; Streptophyta; Magnoliopsida; Poales; Poaceae. The record is from the annotation of a GenBank genome assembly.